Messenger RNA from Aspergillus mulundensis, 3195 nucleotides. RefSeq names its product MET18/MMS19 family protein. Gene Ontology annotation, cellular component: cytosolic [4Fe-4S] assembly targeting complex. The coding region runs from base 1 to 3195 and encodes 1064 amino acids. Gene Ontology annotation, biological process: iron-sulfur cluster assembly. The transcript is spliced from 6 exons. Lineage: Eukaryota; Fungi; Ascomycota; Eurotiomycetes; Eurotiales; Aspergillaceae. The record is from RefSeq and is a predicted model, not a curated record.
AUGUCGGCCUUGCAGACGUUUAUGCUGGUCGUUGACCAUGACAAACAGGAAGCUAGGCAGAUUGCCGAGCGAAUUGCUCAAGACGUCGAAAGCAAGAAGACGACACUCGUUGAAAUCGUACAGUCGCUUGGAGACUAUGUAAAUGACGAAGAUCCACUACUCCGGGGCAAGGCCGUUUCCUACUUGAGCGCUGUCAUAAAGGCGCUUCCUCCGAAAUUCCUCACGAGACAACAAGUCCAGGUCCUGACGACGUUCUUCUGCGAUCGGAUUGAAGAUGCAGGCGCUGUUGCUGGGCUCGAGACGCUGCAGAAGCUGGACAGAUUCACCAAGGAGAUGGCUGAGGAAUUGGCGAUAGCACUAUUCGAGAACUUCAAUACCUUGCAAUCCCGUGCGCAGUCUCAGAGGUUCCAGGUCUACCAGCUGCUCAAUGAGCUGAUGUCUAACCACCGAUCCGUCCUACACAACAUGGGUGAUACUUCUCUUGUUGGAACAGUGGAUCUCAUGACGGGUGAGAAGGACCCGCGCAAUCUCAUGUUGGUGUUUUCUAUCCUCAAGGUGAUCAUGGUUGAGUGGGAUAUUUCGAGACACGUCGAGCUCCUGUUCGAUUCUGUCUACAACUACUUUCCCAUUACGUUCAAGCCGCCACCAAACGACCCUUAUGGGAUCACCGCGCAAGAUCUGAAAGAUCGCCUGCAGGACUGCAUAUCCUCAACGAGCCACUUUGCUCCGCACUCUAUCCCAGCAUUACUGGACAAGUUAGAUUCGACUUCUCAAAAUGUCAAGAAAGACGCACUGAACGCUUUGAUUGCCUGCAUCAACUCGUAUAACCCAGACACCGUUUCAACGCAUUCGAUCACGAUAUGGGAGACGCUCAAAUUCGAGAUCCUCAACGCUCAAGAAGAGUUUCUGUCCGACCUCUCUCUCAAGGCGUUGCACGAUAUAGCAAAGCGUCUAUCGGAGGGUGUGGCGCAGAUACAUGACCAGCUGCCUCUCGCUCAGUAUCUGCGACCUAUCACCAAAGAGUGCAACGAGCAACUACGGGAACCUCAGCAGAAACAAGCCAAGCCCGCGCAAAAUAUCCUAAAGGCUGUAUCAGAAGCCUCCGCAGCCUCCUUUACCUUGAUCGUGCAAGUCGUUGUUGCGCCUCUUUUGACGCUCUACCAGGGGGCUGACGGUAUCACGAAACAACGUGCUCUUCUGGAAACGUUGACACUACUUUUUGAGUCAGCGAUCACUGUGUUCGGGGAAUGGACAACGCGGAGCCCCGAAAUACCGGAUGAGAACCCUUUGGUAGAGUUCAAGGAUCAGUUUUCGGAUAUAUUUGGACAGGCCUUGAUGGGUACAGUCAAAGAAGAGGUCUCCUUCCGCAUUUCUGCCCUGAAAGGAUUCUUGCGCCUGUCGGCCCUGCGGGGUUACUUUCAUGAGUCUGAGAUCGGCUUGUUUGUGCAAUAUCUCAACGAGAUUCUUCUGAAGGAAGAGUCAGAGGGCCGUGAUGACUUGAAAAAAGAAGCCAUAACCGCACUAGCUGAGAUUUCCAAGCAUCAGCCACAACUGAUAAUGGACAUCACCUUCCCGGCCUUUGUGGCCACUCUUCCUGACUCCGAUGAGGGCACAGAUACCAGCUAUCUGUCGACCCUAGAAACACUGGCUCAAAUCAGUGUUGAGAAAGCCAUUUUUGAGACGCUAGUACGCCGACUUCUAACCAAGCUGUCCCUACUGUUGCAGAAAGAACAGCCAGGUUCCGCGGCUUACCCAAAGGCUAUCCUCCUGACCAUCUUCUAUGUCAUGAACCAGAGGAAAUUGGAAGGCGAUCCCAACCUAGAGAUGUACUAUGAUAAAAUAGUGGUAACUCUGUGUCAGGCUGCCGCAGCAACCGCUUCUGGUAAAUCGAUGAGCAAUAUUCUAAGCGACCCCACGGUGCUCGACAUACUGGGACGGCUCUGCAACCUCAUCGUUAGGUCGCUUCCAAGGGCAAAGCAGGAUGAAGUUACAAACAACAUUUACACUCUGUUUGCCUCAGCCGAUGACUUUCAGCCUGUCCCAUUGAGUCAGUCACCAUCUGAUGACCGGCGACGUACGAUGAUCCUGUCGACCUUCCUCCUGGCCGGAUUGCCGGCAGACUCAACACUUCCCCACAGCGCCGCCAACAUGGCCGACCUUCUCGCAGAUCUUGUGAAGCUGUCCAUAGCCGAGACCUCACCACCUACCCAGCUCGCCAUCCUCCGCCACAUUGCCCUCCUCGUGAACAAAUUCCUUCCCAAGUCGGACCUCGGUGUCGCAAAUACCUUACUGAACUCCCUUCUCCCUACAGACUCUACGCCGGCGUCAGAGACCACGCCAGAAACCAUCAAAACCGUCUUCUGGCUCUCCAAAGCCCUCAUCCUCCGCCUCGCUCCAACAACAACACAAAUCCUUGCUUCUCUUCUCUCUCUCCUUUCUUCCCCCUCCGAACAAACAAGCACAACGGCCUCCCGCGGCUUCGCCAUCCUUCUCAAAGACGACGACAUCCUUUCCCCCACAAACGGCGCAAACAUCCGCCUCCUCUCCAAACAACGCGUCUUCACUACUCUGAUCCCCCUCAUCUCUUCCAAGAUCCGUGAAAUCAACAUUCAAAACAGCGAUGCAGCCACCACACCAAAAGAACAUGACCACAUCAAACCCGCCCACCUUGCAGCCCUCUCAGGCAUCCUCUCAACCAUCUCCCCCACCCUCGUCAUGCCCGAACUCCCCACCCUCCUUCCUCUCCUCCUACAAUCUCUCGAUCUCCAAGCAGCAACCCGCGACUCUUUCGCCGUCCGCGCCGCCACGCUGCAAACCCUCUCCGUGAUUAUCCGCGAAAACGGCGUCGGCGUCAUAGAAGAAUGCGGACACGUCCAGAGCCUCGUCACCCGACUCCUCAAGACUGCCGAGCAUAAUCGUUCUGCCUCCGCUAGUGGCGGUGGAGCCGUAAACGCCCCCCGCCUUCGCGUUGACGCCCUCCGGUGCCUUUACUUGCUCGCUCAGCCUCCUUCCGCGGAGAAUGCUCCUGCAGUAGCAAGGGCCGGGAAGCUAUCGCCGUUUCUGCCCGUUCGAAGCCAGGUUCUCCGCGCGCUGAGGUUUGUUCUUGAUGAUCCGAAGCGGGAUGUUAGGAAGGCUGCUGUUGAUGCGAGGGGCGCUUGGCUGAGGAGUAUUGAGGAUACAGAGGAUGAUGAUUGA